AUGGCGCCCGGCCAGAAGGCUUAUCCUCGCGGUACGGUCAAGAAGAUUGUCAAGGCGCAUUCGAACUGCAACCUCAGCAAGAAUGUGGACGUCAUGAUUUAUCUCGACUACGUCCUCUUUAUGCAGACUCUCGUCAAAGAAGCGGCCAUCGAGUCCAAGAAGUCCGGGGAAAGAGGCAUCACCGCUAGAAGCGUCAAGAAGGUCACCGCGGACACUUUGACCAAAUUCAAGGGCUGA
This is a messenger RNA of Colletotrichum gloeosporioides, 237 nucleotides long. RefSeq names its product Histone-fold domain-containing protein new1. The coding region runs from base 1 to 237 and encodes 78 amino acids. Gene Ontology annotation, cellular component: nucleoplasm; kinetochore. Gene Ontology annotation, biological process: mitotic cell cycle; chromosome segregation; kinetochore assembly. The transcript has 4 exons. The record is from RefSeq and is a predicted model, not a curated record. Gene Ontology annotation, molecular function: protein heterodimerization activity. Lineage: Eukaryota; Fungi; Ascomycota; Sordariomycetes; Glomerellales; Glomerellaceae.